Molecule: messenger RNA, 1670 nt
Organism: Nicotiana tabacum (common tobacco)
Lineage: Eukaryota; Viridiplantae; Streptophyta; Magnoliopsida; Solanales; Solanaceae
Source: RefSeq, a predicted model, not a curated record
UGAUUGUUCACCAUUCACCCAAAAUCCAAAGUAAUACGUGCUCUUCUCAAAGGUAGACAGAGCAACUGCAAUCAGAGAGCAUAAAAGCAUGUGAGAAAAAUGGGUACACAGGGCAACAACAAAAUACCUGUGAAAGUAACGUAUGUCGAAGACAUCAAGCAGCUGCCUUUUUAACAAAAUACCUGUGAAAGUAACGUAUGUCGAAGACAUCAAGCAGCUGCCUUUUUAAUGAUUUCAUCAUCUCUCAGCUCUAUUUUCUCUUGCUAUUUUCAAUACUUUUUCAACAAACUGUUAACGAUCUCGUCAGCUAUUUCCGAAAUCCUGAAGUUGGAGCUAGUUUUAAGUAAAAAUAAUGGAGAGAGAUUUUAUGGGUUUGACUCAUCAUGUGAAGCAAGAAGUCACUGAAGAACCUAUAGAUCCAGGAUUGAUGAAGAACAAAACAGCAGAAGAUGCAGAAGAUGGGCCACCAGAGUUGCUCUUUAUUCAUGCUGGUUAUACAAGUAAAAUUUCUGACUUCUCAUGGAACCCAUGUGAAGACUGGGUCGUCGCUAGAGUUGCUGAAGACAAUAUACUACAAAUCUGGCAGAUGGCGGAAAACAUCUACCACGAUGAAGAUGAUAUACUCAAUGAGUCUCAUCUCUGUAUUUUUUUAGAAGAAGAAGGAAUGGAGAAGAGAAAGAAAUGGGAGGGGGAAAACGAAUAUGGUCAGAUCUUAGGAAUUAAGGGGAGAGAGAAACGUGUGAUAUAUGGAUACCUUUAAUUAAGGAGUAAAAACUGCCUAUUAAUUAGACCCUUAAUUAAGUAUUGUAUAGGAUUAGUAAUUUGGUAUACGGGUUUGUAAUUAAAUCAAACUUUAAACAUUGAGGGUAAUAAGGUUUCAUAUAUGGUAUAGAUAGGUAAAAAUUCUAAAAGCAAAUAAUAUUAUGUGUACUUGUGUGAAAGCAAAACUGAGCCCACCCCAAAUUGAACAUUACUAUCCGUAAAUAACUGGCAGAAAAGUGAAAAUCGGCUUUGCAGAAGGAAAUAAAAAGUUGAUUAGCAUUUUUUACCAUAUCAAGUGUUCUACUCAAAUGUCAAAUUUCAUAACAGUUAAGCCUCCAAUGGACAAAACAAACUAAUAAGACAAAUCGACGUACAUCAUACAAUAAACAACAUUAGGAACUUCACUUCAGAGAUGCAUGUACAUUCACUUUUAAAUUGGCAAAUUAGUCAACUUGAACAUUUCAACUGGACACCGAUUUAAUUAUUUUCUAAAAAUAAAAGUUCAGAGAUUCACAAACUGCGUAGUAGAUACAUGAUGGUGUUGUCAUUUCAAAAUGAUACAAAAAGGCUAAGAAAACACAAAAAUAUAUUUAUUUGCUAUGCAGAAAUGAAGGAAUCUACAUACAGAUAGAGAAAAAGAAUUAACAGCUUAAUCAUAAACUGUUACUUCGUACAUAAUUCGAGGAUAAAGAAGAGACCAUAGUCUGUCUGAAAAGGAACUUGAUCUAUAAUUCUUCUACGUUAUCCAUUUAAUAGAAGGGAGACCAUAAUUGCUAGCCCCCUUUAAAUUUUCAGUUCAGAAACUGCUAUUCCACCAAUUUCAUCCAAGCAAAAAAGUCUAAUAGCUUGUUUGGCCAAGCUUCUCAAGACAAAAAAGUGUUUUUUUCCUCAAAAAGUACUUUUUUUUU